Anoplopoma fimbria (sablefish) is the source of this 2248-nucleotide messenger RNA. RefSeq names its product low density lipoprotein receptor adaptor protein 1b (gene ldlrap1b). The transcript is spliced from 9 exons. Lineage: Eukaryota; Metazoa; Chordata; Actinopteri; Perciformes; Anoplopomatidae. Gene Ontology annotation, cellular component: early endosome. The coding region runs from base 153 to 1085 and encodes 310 amino acids. The record is from RefSeq and is a predicted model, not a curated record.
GAGAGAGAGAGAGGGGGGGAGAGAGAAAAAAAAACAGCUGAAGAAAAGUUUGAAGUGCAGAAGGCUGUUUGUUUAACACGCCGAGGCGCAGGGUUUGGACACCAGACGGACGCGCGCUCGUCGGGCUCUUUGCCCCACUUUUGGACUACGAUAUGGACGCUUUGAAAUCCGCAGGAAGGGCAAUAAUACGGAGCCCCAGCAUCGCCAAACAGUCGUGGACCGGGGGCAGACAUAAAAAGCUUCCAGAGAACUGGACGGACACGAGGGAGACCCUUCUGGAGGGCAUGGUGUUCCAGCUCAAGUACCUGGGGGUCACCAUGGUUGAGAAGCCCAAGGGAGAGGAGCUGUCUGCGGCUGCUGUGAAGAGGAUAGUGGCCACGGCCAAAGCCAGUGGGAAAAAACUCCAGAAAGUCACAUUAACGGUCUCCCCGCGAGGAAUCAUCCUUUACGACAGUGCCUCCAACCAGCUGAUAGAAAACAUCUCCAUAUACAGAAUAUCGUAUUGCACGGCGGACAAGAUGCACGACAAAGUGUUUGCCUACAUCGUCCAGAGCCAGCACAAUGAGACUCUGGAGUGUCAUGCCUUCCUCUGCACGAAGAGAAAAAUGGCCCAGGCGGUCACCCUAACAGUGGCCCAGGCUUUCAGAGUGGCGUUUGAAUUCUGGCAGGCUGCCAAAGAAGAGAAAGAGAAGCGAGUGAAGUCGGGUUCAGACGGAGAAGGAGCCAGCAACUCCCAGUCGGACAGCUCGGCCAGCCUGGGCAGCCUGAAGGCAGGAGAUGUAGCCACAGGAAAACUUCUGGAUUUGGCAGAGGGAGCCAACGUGGCGCUGGUCCACUCAGGAACAAAGCAGACGGAAUCAGACCCCUUUAUGGUGCAUAAUCACGCAACAGAGAACAACAAUACUGUAUGGGAGUUGGAGGACGGUCUGGACGAGGCUUUCUCAAGACUCGCUGAGUCUCGCACUAACCCCCAGGUCCUGGACAUUGGGGUAAACCCUCAGGACUUCAACACUGAAGAGUGCCUGUCCCCAGGCAAAUGGGAACAAGAGGACACGGACUUCCCCACACAGAAAGACAUGUUCUGAAGGAACUUAAGGGAAGGGGGAAACGGGGAGGGGGGACAUGAGGAGAAACAGACGUUAUUUUGAGACAUCAGUCAGGUUUCCCAGAUGUCUCCCUGCUGUCAUACCUCUCGGUGGUCCAGUCCAGUGGCUCUCUGAUGCUUCUGCAUCUCCUCGACCAGAAAAGGACAACAAGAGCAGGCUGCUCACAGAACAGGCCAAAGCAAUACAAACCAAUUAAUCCCUUUUCUAAAAUAAAAAACCAUGCAGUCAUUUAAUGUUUGUUACAGUCAGUGUAUUACUUCCUUUUUUUGUGUCUGACUACCCAUUCACUGUUAGUAAUGUGUCUGUGGUAUGUGCUUGUGUGCAUUGCUUUAAAGAACGUGUGUGUGUGUGUGUGUGGAUGUACAGUAUGUUAAUGUACACAGUGAGCUAUGAGGAAUGUGAUGUGUUGAGGUUUAAACAGGUCGAUACAUGAGGUUAAGGUCAUCAAGGGUGCUGUGUUAUAUUUUAUUUACCUAGAGAUGUAACUGGAUUAGAGGGAAAGGUCACUGGUUGAAGGACACCAAUGCACCAGUUCCAGUAUUGGACUAAACAAAGUUACUACCUAUGUGCUGCAAAGAUUCAGCCUUUGGUUGAGCAACAAAAGCUUUAAAAAAAAAAAAAGAAAAAAAAAAAGAGUGUAUGUUCUAGUAAGAGUGUGUGAAAAAAAAAAUAUGGAUGAGAACCAAAUGACAAUCCCCCUUUUUUUUCUAAUGCAAAAUCUAUUUUCGCACUCAGCAUUCAUCCACUUUUAAAAGCACAUAUUUAAUGUAAGGGAAUAUAAUGUCAAUAAGCAUCAAACCCAUCAUUCAAGCUUAUAUUCAGUGCCUAUAGUCACUCUUUUCAUGUUUCAUUGUUUUAACUUUGAAUCACAGUGGAUUUCUUUUGUUUUUGUAGGAAAUUGUAGGAAAACUGCGAAACGUCAAAUAGUCAUAAUUCCACUCAGGCUCAUGGACUGGGCUUCGAUGUCAGCUAGCGUUAGUCGCAUUUGUCAUCUGUGAUUCAUCGUUUAAAAGAUGAAACAUGAUGUCCAAGGGUUUGAAUUUGUUUUAUCGGCACUCUACCACUAUAUGUUAAAUUAUAUUGUUGCAUUGACUUGUUUACUUUUGUUUUGUUUCUGAGGAGGUUUCCCAGUAUUCUUUUUU